Eucalyptus grandis is the source of this 899-nucleotide messenger RNA. Its product is annotated as ubiquitin-like protein 5. Gene Ontology annotation, biological process: mRNA splicing, via spliceosome; protein modification process. Bases 396 to 617 code for a protein of 73 amino acids. Gene Ontology annotation, cellular component: nucleus; cytoplasm. The transcript has 3 exons. Gene Ontology annotation, molecular function: protein binding; protein tag activity. Lineage: Eukaryota; Viridiplantae; Streptophyta; Magnoliopsida; Myrtales; Myrtaceae. The record is from RefSeq and is a predicted model, not a curated record.
CUGAUUCCUCUGAAUCUCUCUCUCUCUAACCCCUUCGCUUUCUCUCUCCUGUCUUUCUCUCUCUUCCUCCCUCCCCAUCUCUAUCUAGCUUUGGGGUAGCAACGGCUUCCGACCUCCCGACAUUGGCGAUGCGGUGAUCUCCGCCCCCGUCCAACCAUGUGACCAUGUCGAAGAAGGUUCGGGUUCCCUCCGCGCGUGCAUGCUUUUGUCGAUCCCCUUUCUCGUUUGCGUUUUCAGGGCAUCUUGAUUGAUUCCUCUGCUGCGUUUUUCGCCCGCAUUGCUGCGGAAGAGGAUUCGUCUUCCCCCAUCUGCUUUAGCCAUAUCAUCGAACACAGCGAAGGAGGAAGAGAGAGAGAGAGGAAUUAGGGUUUUCUUCGGAGGAGCGGCAAGCGAAGAUGAUAGAGGUGGUGCUGAACGACCGGCUGGGGAAGAAGGUGAGGGUGAAGUGCAACGAGGACGAUACCAUCGGCGACCUCAAGAAGCUGGUGGCCGCCCAGACCGGCACCCGCGCCGACAAGAUCCGAAUCCAGAAGUGGUACAACAUCUACAAGGACCACAUCACCCUCAAGGACUACGAGGUCCACGACGGCAUGGGCCUCGAGCUCUACUACAACUGAUUUCCCUUCCCCUAUCAUCAUCCUCCCCGUGUCCCUCUCUACUACGGUCAAUAAAUCACAUGGAAAUCCUUGGAACUGGGGGACUGGGGAUGCCUAAAAGCUGUAGUCUGGUUCCGUAUACUACAUUUGCAUGGACAGUGCACCUCUACUGCCAUUGACUUUUCAACUUCUGUGACUGUGAAUGUGUGAACUGGGGAGCAAACUCCUGUAAUUGGAAAACUAAGAACCUAAUGAUGCUGCAUUGCAUAUAAAAAAAUUGUUCAAUUACUACAUUCUGAGGUA